This is a messenger RNA of Zophobas morio, 851 nucleotides long. RefSeq names its product small ribosomal subunit protein mS40 (gene mRpS18B). Bases 288 to 851 code for a protein of 187 amino acids. The transcript is spliced from 2 exons. Gene Ontology annotation, biological process: mitochondrial translation. Gene Ontology annotation, cellular component: ribosome; mitochondrion. Gene Ontology annotation, molecular function: structural constituent of ribosome. The record is from RefSeq and is a predicted model, not a curated record. Lineage: Eukaryota; Metazoa; Arthropoda; Insecta; Coleoptera; Tenebrionidae.
UUUAUGGCGCCGUAUUUAAAAAUAAUUUAUUACAAAAGGAACAUGUUUUUCUGUUAAACAAAACAUAUUUGAGGCAGGAAAAAUCCCCUAUAACAUGAAAUGAAAUAUAUUUUUUAAUUGUUGAUAAGGUGACGGUAAGAAGAUUUAUGCUACAUUAUAGAAAACACAAUUAAUGUAUUGUUAAUACGAAGCUCUAAUUCGACAUGCUAUGUAAAUUUUGAUAAAAGUACAUAAUUUUUUAAUGAAAAUGUCAAACGUCAUAUCGUCAUACCGUAUAUAACCUCAACAUGUGUUCCACGUUAGUUGUCAGAAAUUUUCUCCAGAAAACAUUUUGGACUCGAGCGUUAACUACAUCAGCAACACUGAAAAAUAAUCAGGAAACUACGAAUAAAGAAGAACGUCAACUGGAAGUCCGUGAAAUAACCAAAGAUAGAACAAAACAGAUACCAGUGGAAACCAGCAUUAGAUAUCUUCAAAGUGCAGCUUAUCGCCAAACGUACGGAGAUCAACCAGUGUGGGUGUUGUAUCGAAGAAAUCACAAAGGUUCUAUUCCACCCAAAAAAACACGAAAAACCUGCAUCCGUCAGGGCCAAAUAUCAUGUGGAAACCCUUGUCCUAUUUGUCGAGAUGAAUACUUGGUUUUAAGUGAAAGUAAUGUGGAAUUAUUGAAACAAUUCAUUUGUCCACAUACCGGAAGUAUCUUAAGUUAUUCAAAAACAGGUUUGUGCCAGCGAAAACAUCAGGAAUUGUUGAUUAACAUAAAAAGAGCUUUUGAUAGUGGAAUGCUCACAUUUGACAUACCACAUAGACAUUACGAUUAUUCAGAGUACUACCCAGAGUUAUCACAAUAA